Messenger RNA from Caenorhabditis sp. 36 PRJEB53466, 804 nucleotides. The record is from the annotation of a GenBank genome assembly. Lineage: Eukaryota; Metazoa; Nematoda; Chromadorea; Rhabditida; Rhabditidae.
AUGAAGACGUGGGUCUUCUUUACAAUAUUAUUCCUGGCCACAUCGAAUGUGACCUCAAAGGCCACCUACAAACGAACAGAUACAAUGUUUCUGGCAAUGGUUUGUCAGGAUGAAUGCGUAAUUGACAUCCGUUUCCUUGUAAGGACUACCUCCACCCGUUGAGCAUUUCUAUCCGACACUUCCAGGCACAAGGAACAUCAGACGGACUCUCCCCGAACAACACUGAAGUUCUCUUCGCCUUCACCCUGUCCUCCAACAACGGAACCCUUCGAGAAACCACUAUCGACGUGGCAGAAAAUGUCGAUCUUAUUGAGUUCGUUUACACAGUUCCAGAUGAGAACGGAACGACAACAGAGACGGAUGACUGGAAUCUGAAUCAUUCGGAGUCGUAUUUCCACUCGAUCGGAUCACUCCAAGUUGUUGGAAAUAUGCCAUGUGGAAAGUGAGUUAUUCUGUCACAUAUGUCACCUUCUGAGAUGAGCGAAAAUGCGUUUUUUGAAUGGGAAUCAGUUCGAAACAUAUCUAGACAUGUGGUGAGCAUAUUUUAUUAGACGACAAUUGAUGAGUUGGGAACGUGGCCACUUCAAGAACGUUUUCAAUGUUUCCAGAUACGGAUGUCCGCAGAACCCUCUCUGCGACGGCGGCUGCCGCUUCACUGUCGUCGCUUCACUGGCGGCGUUCUGUUUCUUCGUGCUCGCCGGACUUGUGCUCCAGACCGUUUACGUCUCUUUUCUGGGAUUCCGUCGCAACCGGAAGGAAAUCGAAUUGCGCGAUACUCUCCGUUUGACUGAAGCCGCCCAUUGA